AUGACUUCAAUAUUUCAUUCCGGUCUUUUAAAAGAUUUUUCUUCAAUAUUAAAUGAUGCAGAUGAUUUUAACGUUAUUAUUAAUGUCGGUGAAAAAAACAAUACAAGAAAAUUUCGAGCACAUUCGGUAAUUUUACGUGCUCGUUCUGAGUACUUUAAAAGUGCACUCUCAACAGAAUGGGUCACAAAAGAGAACGGUAUAAUUAUGUUUAAUAAACCAAAUAUUACUCCAAUGGUUUUUGAUAUGAUUCUAAAAUAUUUAUACACAGGUGAACUGAAUUUGGGAGAUUAUAUAGGUAGUAUUAUUCUUGAGCUUCUAGUUGCGACUGAUGAACUACUCCUUGGAGAAUUAUUUGAACAUGUUCAAGAUUAUUUAACUAAGAAACAAACUGCCUGGGUUCAGGAAAAUUUAUUUCUUGUUCUCCAUAUUGCGUUUAAAAUUACUCGCUGCAAAAUACUUCAAGAUUAUUGUCUUGAAUUCAUUUGUUCAGAUCUAGUACGACCAUUUAUUACUUCAGAAAACUUCCUCUCGCUAGAAAAAGAUGCCCUCUAUGGCUUACUUAAACGAGAUGACUUGCAUUCUGAUGAAAUAGUCAUUUGGGACAGUUUAAUAAAAUGGGGUAUUAAACAAACUCCUGGUUUAGGAAGUGAGAAUAGCGAUAGAACCAAAUGGAAUAAUGAGAAUUAUGAAGCAUUAAAGAAAACUUUAAAUCAACAUAUUCCUCUUAUUCGAUUUGUUGAAAUUUCUCCUGCUGAAUAUUUUGAUAAAGUUCGACCUUAUAAAACUGUUCUUCCUUAUCAUAUUUAUGAAGAAAUAGAAGAAUUUUAUUUUAAAGGUACUUCACCAAAAACAGUCAUUUUAUCUCCACGAAAUCACAUUAAAUCGAGUAUUAUUAAGUCAGAAUUUAUUUCUAUGAUUCUCAACUGGAUCGAAAGAAAAGAUGCAAGUGUUACCCGUAAUAAAGAUGAUUCAUUAUACGAGUUUAACCUUAUUUAUCGAGGUAGUCGAGAUGGAAUCGAUACCAAUUCAUGUAGAAAUAAAUGUAAUUUAGGGGACCCAAUUUUAGUUUUAGUCAAGUGCCACAAUACGAGAACAAUAUUUGGUGGUUUUACUCCAGUUGGGUUUUAUAAGGAGAUGAAAUUUGGUUAUAGUAAGGGAAACAAUAGUUACAUCUCUUCGCGAGAUAGUUUUAUUUUUAAAACUUUUGAAGAAAAUGAUAAACAAAAUUUGAAAAUAAAUCGUGUAACAUCAUAUAAUAAUGCGAUUUUCAAUAAUUAUUCUAGCAUUGGUUAUGGAUUUAAUUUUGGAGGAGACUUAUAUAUGAAAGAUAAUAAUUUAUAUAUUGGUAAUAGCGGUAAUUAUGCACAUUACAAGCACUCAUAUUACAAGAAUGAUUCUUAUAUGAUUGAGGAGAUUGAAGCAUUUAGAGUGGUAAAACAUUUAAAACAAUAA
Rhizophagus irregularis DAOM 181602=DAOM 197198 is the source of this 1452-nucleotide messenger RNA. RefSeq lists its product as uncharacterized. NCBI's taxonomy places the organism in Eukaryota, Fungi, Glomeromycota, Glomeromycetes, Glomerales, Glomeraceae. The record is from RefSeq and is a predicted model, not a curated record. Gene Ontology annotation, molecular function: protein binding.